This is a messenger RNA of Chiloscyllium plagiosum (whitespotted bambooshark), 4330 nucleotides long. The record is from RefSeq and is a predicted model, not a curated record. Lineage: Eukaryota; Metazoa; Chordata; Chondrichthyes; Orectolobiformes; Hemiscylliidae.
AUGUUGAAGACUUACAGUCAAGACAUUCUGGAAGAUGGGGAUGCAGGAAUUCCAUUUGUACUUUUUGCUAUCAUGGGAGAUGAGUGCCUGGCAGAGGCAAGUGGAGGCAAAGGUGGAGCGAGGGCAUCCCGGACAGAAGCAGAUACACGGGCAGAGCCCAGAGGAGGUGGAGGACGGCGUUUAGGGCGCAGAACAGGGCUGGCUUGUUGCCACCAACGUCGCUGCUCUGUCAAGCAGCUGAAGAAGAUCCUAUGGGGCUCAGCGGUCAUCCUCAGCGUCUGCUCAUCCUGGGCAGGCACCAGCCAGCUCGCCAAGAUCACCUUCAGGACCUUCGACGCCCCCUUUACAGUGACCUGGUUUGCCACCAUCUGGAACAUUCUCUUCUUCCCAUUAUACUAUGUUGGCCACUUUUGGAGUUCAGAAGAGAAACAAUCUCCACGGCAACGAUUCCGGGAAUGUUGGAGGUUUUUUGGGGAUGAUGGUUUGACCGUCAAACUAUUCUUCAGCAGAAUGGCCCCGUUCUGUGUCCUGUGGACCUUAACGAACUACCUGUACUUGCUAGCCCUGAAGAAAAUCAGUGCGACAGAUACGUCUGCUCUGUUCUGCUGCAACAAGGCCUUUGUCUUCCUGCUCUCCUGGAUUGUUCUACGGGACAAAUUCAUGGGCGUUAGGAUAGUGGCCGCCAUCUUUGCCAUUGCAGGGAUAGUGAUGAUAACCUACGCUGAUGGUUUUCACAGUCACUCUGUUAUUGGGAUCACACUGGUUGUAGCAUCAGCAUCCAUGUCAGCUCUUUACAAGGUCUUGUUUAAGAUGCUCCUGGGCAGUGCCAAGUACGGUGAAGCAGCUUUGUUCCUUUCGGUGCUGGGACUUUUCAAUGUCACCUUCGUCACCUUUGUUCCGGUGGCCCUUUACUUCACUGGCGUUGAGUACUGGACCCCAUUCAGCCUCAUUCCUUGGGAGAAACUGUGCGGGAUGGCGACUCUCUUGCUGUCCUUUAACAUCCUGAUGAAUUUUGGGAUUGCUGUCACAUCACCAACUCUGAUCUCGGUGGGAGUGGUCCUCAGUGUCCCUGUGAAUGCUGUGGCUGAUGCCUACUGCAGUGACAUUGUGUUCAACAGUGUGCGGGUAAUCGCUGUCCUGAUCAUCUGCCUGGGCUUCCUCCUGUUGCUGCUGCCCGAGGAGUGGGACCGAAUGGCCCUGGACUUCCUGUCCCGCUUCAAGGUCAGGAAGAAGGAGGAGGCUGUCGAGGAGCAGGGAGAAGCUGGCUUCGCAGGACAGAGCCGAAACAAGGGCUCACGAACCUCCACUGCCACGUUUGCACACUCAUUCUAGUCAGCGGCCUGGAAAUUACAACCAAGCUCGUGGUGAUGAUAAAAGGCAGUGAACAGCACACAUGAUGAACUCGUGUUCCAUAUGGGGGUCUGUCUGGUAGGGCGAUUGUAACGUGUUGGACAUGUCUGGUCACUUGCAUUUCUCGGGACCCAGUCACAGACUCACGGUCACUGGAGGGGGGGGGGGAGGGGUAGUGGACACCACUGAAGGGAAACGGUGAGGAAAGGCCACGCAACUUCUGACAUUUCUUUUAGUUACUGCCCAGGUUUUCAGCUGGGGAUGGGCGGCUGGCGGUGACCUGACCUCAGGAUGGGGUGAGCUAUGGCAGACUGGUGUUCCCAGCCCAGUUACCCACUCCCAGGGGAUACAGUGCCAACCUGCUCGGAGAUGGUCCAGCUCUAGUAUGGGAGGGGGCUGUGGAGGGGUCGAGGGGUAAGAAAGGAGGUUAAUUCUCUGUUGGUCACCAAAUGCACGUUUCAGCAGGCGCUGCAGUAUUUUGUUUCUGUCACAAAGGUUCAGGUGAAUUUUGUGAAGAGUUAAUGAUAGCUGUACUGUUGCCUGCCUGAGUUCUCCUCUUUGGGAUCUGGGAUAUAUUUUAAUUGGUGUUCCCAACAUGUGGCCUAUGUAGUCCACCACUGAAUGUUUAAACCCCAGAACUGCCACCUGCAUUAUAAGGGCUAGUGUCAGCACUCCUUUAGAGAGCUGUAUCAUCCUUCCUUUUUCUCGGUGGUGACUAUUGGAGGAUUUGAAGUUUAAGGGUGCUAUAAAUAAAGGGUAUCUCGGCAGGAUUAUUAAUGUGCAUGCAGUGGGGGGUUUAAUUAACACCAUGUAAAGGCAUCAGGGCCUCUGGUCUCUGACAGUGAGGUUGGCAAGAGUGAUUUUCAGCACUUGGGCAGGCAUUAUCACCCACCACACAGCGUGCCCACUUCCUACCCGACCCUACUUUCAAACCAGCCUGUUAUUGGACUCCUCUAUCAACCAGACAUGGUGUUUAAAUAUGCAAUCUAGGAUCUAAUCAGACUCUUCCCUCUUACACUAAUGUGAGGGGCUCUUAUAGUUUAACAGCCAUUGUUUCUUUCAAUGUUACUUACUGAGGCUUGGGAGGGAUGGGAGUGUUGGGGGUGUGGGAUGCUGUGGCCCACAGCCAGUCCCCAGCCUUCAGCCCCUGCUCUUCUCCCUGGUCAUCCUCUGUCUCCCAAAUUGGAGAUAUAGAGGAUUCCACACCUUCUCGAUUCCAGCCCCUCCCUCUCAUAAUGCCUUUCCAAUUCUUGGGAUCACUCUUGUUCAGCCAGGGGAACUUUUAAGAGGUGCUCAUAAAUGUGAGGGUUGUGGGGGGGAAUGUGAUCCUGGGAGAGUUAAACAGGAAAAGUCAUUUUUCCAAAGGAGGACUGGUAUCUUUAGCUAACAACAAAAUUAGAUGCGGAGGGGUGGGGGAGCAGGUAUUUAUUAUCUGAGAUUUGCUCACUGCAUUCCAGUUGGGAUUAAUGUGGACAGGAUUUGGACCCACCCCUGUUGAUGUCAGAGGGGUUGUCUCCCAGAGAAGGUGUUAAGUGGAGGUAAGUCUCAGUUGGACAUUGGAAGAAGCGCGAUUACUGCAGACUUCAGUUUAAGGUGUUGCCUCGGACAGUCAGGCACUCACUCUGUCACCCUGAAUGUUCAGUCACUGCUCUGGGUGAGCAUCAACCCCUGACCUUCUAACUUCGCGAGGGAGAGUGUUACCCACUGAGGCUCGAGCAAUCUAACCACUCUCCUGUGGUGACCUAUUGAUCAUGAUGGUCUCUUUAUGGCUUAACAAAAAUGUGACACCUCGUGAAAUCAAACAUUGGUGACCAACACCAAGUCAAACACUACCAGGAUGAUCACAUUAGAACAUCAGAUACUUAGCAGCCUGUGGCCUCUUUGCGAUUUUUACUGACGGAAGCCAAGAGAAAGCAGUUUUAAGUCAAACUUGCAUGUUUUCAUUAACAUAAUCUAAUUUAAUGUGUCUGAAUGUAUGUUUGUGUUUUUUUACAACAGUCUUAAUGGUGGCUGGAGGUGAAGCAUGAUGUUCAGGUAUUAAACAAAACAUCAGUAAGUGCAUGGUCUUCACUGGCACAACCCAAUCACCAGCCACCACACCAAUCCCCCACUUCCACCUUCCUUCCCCCAUUUCUGAGUCAGCCCCUAUUCCAAAGGAUUCUGUCACGAGACUUCCAGCUGCCCACAGGCCUGUGCCCUCUCUCCUGUCAUCAAUCACCUCUCGUGCCCAACCUAUGCCCACCUACCCAGAGCAGUCAGCAGAACAGCAGACUGUCCAUUCCCUAGUUAUAUAAUACUGUGCUGUCGAUCCACCCAAACACAAUAUUUUUAUAACUAAUAAGAGUGUGUAAUUAAAAAAAGGGGGAAAUUGCUUCAUUUGUUUAAGGCCCCUAAGACUUAACUUUGGGUUUCCUGUUGCGUGUCUUGGAGAUUAAAGGUGACUCCUGCCAAUCUUGGAGAGUUGGCAACACAACUAUUCCCAGUUCGCCUUUUCUUAGAUAUCAGACACGUCAGGAUGUGAGAACGUCACAUUCCACAUCCACAAAAGAUGAUGAGAUGUUACUCGGGAGAGGAGGGGCUUGAAGGAAUGGGAAUCUCCUGAAGAUCUUUUCCUAUCAGAAGAAUCUUGCUGACAAACACAAUAUGUCUGAUCAAGAUGCAGAUAUCUCCAGUUCCAGACCCGAGAAGAUGGGAUUAUUCUUGUUCAGACAGAGGAAUGUUUAAGAGGUGUUCAUAAAUGUGUGGGCCGGGGGUGGGCGAUCUUGAGAGAGUAAGACAGGAGAGGCCAUUUUUCCACAGGGGGACUGGUAUCUCAAAGACAUGGGUACAAUUAACAACAAAAUCAGAUGCGAAAAGAAGGAGAUUUUCCUUUUUAAGGAAUGAAGCACGCCGUGGAAUGAGCCGUUUGAAAGAGAGACCAAAAUAAACCAAAAUGUGCUGAGGAUGUGGAGGUGAAUCCUAGUAAGAAUAGAACACGUCC